Archocentrus centrarchus (flier cichlid) is the source of this 1298-nucleotide messenger RNA. Its product is annotated as pyrin-like. NCBI's taxonomy places the organism in Eukaryota, Metazoa, Chordata, Actinopteri, Cichliformes, Cichlidae. Gene Ontology annotation, molecular function: protein binding. The transcript has 9 exons. Bases 3 to 1298 code for a protein of 431 amino acids. The record is from RefSeq and is a predicted model, not a curated record.
UCAUGCCGGUGUUACAGACCCUCACCACCCACAUGGAUCCUGCAGACACGAAGGCCACAAUGGUGGAGACAAACGCAUCAUUCUUUGAGACUCCACAGCACUCUCAUCAAGACACCGUGAGCUCAGACAAAGCUCGUCGAGCUCUGGACUUCUGCACUGGUGGACAGCAGGUGGCACAACUCAUGGAAGUUCCUACAAAAGCAGCUCAGCAAUCAGCAAUUGAUCCUAAAGAGAAAGAAAAUGACAGGGAGAAAGAGAAGAAGACUAAAAAGCUACAAAAGGCAAAACAAGAAAAGAUUAAAUCUGAUUUGCAGCAGAAAAUUCACAUCAGAGAGCACAAGCUGGCCGAAGUCAGAUCAUCGGUGAUAGACUGCAAGAGUAGUCUGGAUGCCGAGUGGCUGGAAGUCAACAAUUUCUUCUCAGAGGUGAUCAGAGUUGUGGAGGAUGCUCGGCAGAAAGCCCUUCAGCCUCUGGAGGAGAGGAGAUGGAAAGUAAAAAAAGAUGCACAAGAUGUCAUCCAGAAGCUGCAAAGAGAAAUCGAUGUGCUCAAAAAGGCCAUCGAUGAGUCACACAGAACCCCAAACUUCAAGGUUCCUCCUGAAUCUACUGAUGAGUGGAAACAUUUAUAUGUUGACACUUCACUGUCCUUGGGUACCCUGCGAGCUACGACCUCAGACAUGAUGAAGCAAAUUCAGCAGGAAAUGGAAAAAGUUUCAUCCAUUGAACUCAAGAGGAUUUCUUCGUUUGUAGUGGAUGUGAAGCUGGAUCCAGCUACUGCACACCAGAGCCUCGUUCUUUCUGAUGAUGGGAAAAAAGUGAGAGAUGUUGGGAAGACAGCCAAAGGUCCUGAUUCUCCACAGAGGUUUGAUAUGUUUGGAAGUGUCCUGGGGCUCAACAGAUUGACCUCCGGGAGGGCAUACUGGGAGGUGGAGGUCAGCCACAAGACCGGGUGGGAUCUGGGAGUGGCGCGACGUGACGCUAACCGCAAGGGGAAACUCUCGCUGAACCCUGAUAACGGUUACUGGGCUGUUGUACAUUAUGAAGACAAAAAAUAUGCAGCCCUGACAGCACCACCCGUGAGCCUUUCACUGAAAGAGAAACCUCAGAAGGUCGGGGUGUUUGUAGAUUAUGAGGAAGGUCUCGUGUCCUUUUACGAUGUGACGUCUCAGUCUCACAUCUUCUCAUUCACUGAGUGUUUGUUCGGUGGUGAGAUCCUCCCGUACUUCAGUCCACAUCUGAAACAAAAUGAGAAAAACACUGAUCCUUUGAUCAUCUCUGCUGUGCUAAAGCACUCCUAA